CAACAAUUGAAAUAAGUAUGGCUAUAGUUUAUCAUUUUUUAAUAUAUGAUAACGGUAUGCCUAUAUAGGACUACAUCAAUCAAUCAUUUGAGACAGAGAGAGAGAACGAUAGGCCUACCUAUUGAUACUGUGGUCAAAUGCUGUGUAGGUUGUAGGCUACUAGAACGAUUAGCAAGUUCAAAAAUUACAGAAGCCACGUGAGUAUUUUAUAACAAAACUACUUAAUGUGGCUGCUUGCCCGUCUAAAAUAAAAGGUUUAAAUUAUUAGGUCUCAUGGGAGGCUGUUGUGUGCUACCGUGCUACUCAUUUCCAGAUAGGUAUGUGCCUGACCCCAGAGUUGUUUCCAGCCCGAACCAAACCGAACACGGGGGAGUCACAGGAUUAUACCAAAGACAAAUGUGGGACAGGAGUCUGGUAGGUCAGUGCUAAAAUUAGGCUGCUCGUUUCACCACUGAAGCCAAUUUGCGGGGUACAAACUAAUCUGAAUUGGGGGAUACACCCACAGGCUCACAUUUUGUCAAGGACAAUCAAGCCCAUUACGCGUAAAGGCUGUGCGUAACGCUUGCUAGGUCGGAUUUUUGAAGACGCCAUAGAACGUGUAAGCUGCCACUGAAAUGUCUUUUUUAACCAUACCAAGUCAGGAAAAUCUAUUUACCACCAUUAAAGGUGGGAGAUCCUCAGAUGGACCAGAGAGAUUCCGCACAGUGGACGCAGAUGAAGAUGACGAAGAUGAUGAAGAUGACACCGACGUGCGCCUCAUCCCGCGGUGCUCCCCGAUUCCCCGCAGGAGAGGCUCGUCCAUCGCAGACGAAACAGCGGAGUACAUGCGCAUCCAACUGGCCCUGUCUGGAGGGAAAAGAGUAUCCUUUGCAGACACCACAGGCGGUGACCUUGUAGAUGUGAAAGAAUUUACGGCUUUUGACUCAGAUGACGAGGACAGUGCUAAAUGGGAGGAAGAGGAGGCAAAGUACAGACAAUCACAACAAGUUCCAGUGUAUCAUGUGCACCCAGAGUUCAGUGUUCUCAGUGGUAAUGACUUACUACAGGCAGUGCGCACUAACAAAGUGGAGGUAGAGAACAUCUCACCAGUAGAAAAUGACCCCCUUGCCUUUUGUGGAGAAAUCAGAGUUUUUAAUAUUUCCUUCAACAAAGCAGUGUACAUCAGGUGCACCAUGGAUCACUGGGCCUCCUACUAUGACCACCCUGCAGAGUAUGUACAGGGCUCUAAUGAUGGAGACACUGAUAAGUUCUGCUUUAAAUUGUGUUUUGCAUCACCCUACACCACACAUGGAUCUCGCAUGGAAUUUGUGGUUCGUUACGAAACCUCUGAGGGAGACUACUGGGCCAAUAACUCCAAGAUGAACUAUGUGGUGACACUUCUCUUGUCCUAUGAAAACAAAUCCUCUGAAAAAGAGAUUGACAUGAGAGAUGUAAGAAGUAUCCUGAAGCCACCAAAAAUGUACAGGACAGAGAUAAAUUUCGAAAUGGAGGAUGAGCCAAACAAGAUAGAAGGAGAAGAAGAGGAUUCCACUAGAUCUGGUUUUGUUCGACCUGCAGCCAUUUGUCCUGUAAUCUUCCAGCCAGACCUUGAUGUAGAGCUUGUUUUGUUCACAGCUCAUUGAAGCUUCAGCAACAACUUAGGUAAUGUCUAGCACCAUAGCACUCUACAAUGCAUUGUGUAAGUCAUUUUCAGCACAUGUAACCUUCUUAUCCUCUGUUCACCUCACACCUAUGAACGCUUGAGUUUUUCUUUAUUAAUAGCCACAUGCACAUCUAUGUCACUGUCAGUAUGCAGUCUAACCAAUGUCAUGUCAUAAAGAAACUAACAGAGAGUAGAAAGUAUGUAAUGUAAUUCAUUAGAGAUUCAAAGAUUAAUUGGAAUAAUAAUUAUGACUAAUUGACUGCUAAAACACUUGUCCAUUUUAAUAAUUGUUAUUUGUAGUAUACACUCUGAGAAGCAUUUUAUAUAUAAUUUAUAUAAAGACAGCAACAGCAGUUCUAAAUCAAAAUGUUAAAAAUAAUUCAACUGUUAUUUUAAUGAAUAUCCAUUUUAUUUGUAUUUAUUCUCCAUCUGAGAAUGUGUUCAAUCAGCAUAAUCCACUUUUAUCUGAUUGAAAAUGUAUUUUUUUAAAUCUCAAUAACCAAUAGAAAUAAUGACUUUGGAUGAAUAAAGUUAUCUGAUUAUCAUUUUUUACAAAAAUAUUUAAUUUGCUGAAAUAAUGGUUAGUUCCAGUGCAUUUGUAAGACCUCAGUCUAGUUAUUGUGCUAAUUAGCUGUUGUGGCUUUGAAAGUUUCGAACGGUUUGAAAACAAUUUUACAAAUCACCCAGUAAUUUUCAUUCUGUUUCUGUUCUCAUUUGCAUAUUUCUGUUUUGAGAUGUCAGCAUGGGAUCCAUUUUGUAGAAAAGCAUAAUUCGUUCAUUGCCAAAUGCUUUUCUCUUUUUGUGUGCACACUGUUAAUG
Molecule: messenger RNA, 2461 nt
Organism: Boleophthalmus pectinirostris (great blue-spotted mudskipper)
Lineage: Eukaryota; Metazoa; Chordata; Actinopteri; Gobiiformes; Gobiidae
Product: protein phosphatase 1 regulatory subunit 3A-like
Exons: 4
Coding region: 615-1622 (335 amino acids)
Biological process (GO): regulation of glycogen biosynthetic process
Cellular component (GO): protein phosphatase type 1 complex
Molecular function (GO): protein phosphatase 1 binding; glycogen binding
Source: RefSeq, a predicted model, not a curated record